Molecule: messenger RNA, 2981 nt
Organism: Branchiostoma belcheri (Belcher's lancelet)
Lineage: Eukaryota; Metazoa; Chordata; Leptocardii; Amphioxiformes; Branchiostomatidae
Product: cilia- and flagella-associated protein 206-like
Exons: 16
Coding region: 111-1991 (626 amino acids)
Biological process (GO): regulation of cilium beat frequency
Cellular component (GO): ciliary basal body; axoneme
Source: RefSeq, a predicted model, not a curated record
GUUGGACCAAUCAGAGCGCCGCAAAUCAGUUUCCAUGUCCGCCGCAUAAACAGCCGCCACUGACGGGGUUUUCAAGAAGGAAUCGCAGAUUUUAGUUAAGAACAGACACCAUGUCUCGAGCGCAGGCAGAAAGUGUCAUAAAGAACAUCAUUCGAGAGAUCGCCCAGGAGUGUGCCAGUAAAGGACAGGCCGUCUCCGAAACGCUGGUGGCUUUUAUGGUGAAGGCAGUGGUUUUGGACCCAAACAAUGAAUUUAACGUAGACAGAACGUUAACAAAGGAUGAUGUGCAGAAACUUAUCAAGAUCUGUGUGGAGCGACUGCUGGACACCCGCUCCCCUGCACUGGACACGGUCAAGAUGCAGGUCUACUUCGACAUGAACUACACCACCAGAGCUGAUUUCCUGGAGGAGCACCGUCGUGUGUUGGAGCAGCGUCUGCAGCCGGUGGUGCGUGACAUCACGGACAGCCGGGCGCGCACGCGGGAGGAGCUGGAGAGUCUGUACCGCAAGAUCGUGUCCGCCGUCCUGCUCCGCUCAGGGCUGGGGUCUCCCACCGACAUCGCUGUCGUCAGGGAGGCUACUGCUGCCCUGCAGAGUGUGUUUCCGCAGACAGAGCUGGGUACCUUCAUGUCUCUGGUGAAGAGAGACAAGGAACGGCAGCUGAAGGAACUCACUCUCAUCGUCACCGGGAUCCGCCUCUUCAACAAGGAGUGUGGCAAGGGUGGAGAGGGUAUCGAUGAUUUGCCAGCCAUUCUGAAUGAAGCUGUCCCUGCCACCACACAAAAUGUAGAUGCUGAGAUCCAGAUCACCACACGGAUGGCUCACAAAUAUACAGCUCUGAUAGAGAAGAUGCAGGCUGACCCUAGCCUGGAGGGCCCGUCUCUGCAGCUGCUGAAGGAGUCUCUCAUCAACAGUCGCCAGCACGAAGCCUUCCUCAGGAUCCUGCUGAACGAUGUGAUUGGCUGUGCCCAGCAAGUGGAGCUACUGGAAUCCCAGCUGGCAACACGGAUGGAACAGCUGAAGGACACGGUCCGCUCCAAGACUGCCGUCCCAACUUCUCAUGUCUAUCCCCAGUUCAUCGCGCUGGCUCACCUGUGGAGCGGGUUCCAGGACGAGAUGGUCCUUCUGAGCGUGCUCAGUAACAUCCUGGCCAGCCUGGAGCCCUUCACCAAGACGCACCGCGAGAUGUUCACGGAGGAGGUCCUGGCGCCGUUCCUGGGCGACGCUGAGGUCAGAGGUGACGAGCAGAGGAUCCGAGAGACCACCGGGAUGGAGUUCCGAGUUGACCCGUCUGAGUUCAGGAUCAGGGAGGGGAUCGAGUUUCUCUUCCCAGAGACAACCAAGAACUUUGAGAAGCUGCCACUACAAUACAGGGGUUACUGCGGGUUCACACUGGUGGCCAACGACCGUCUCUUGUUGCCAGGCAACCCGGAGAUCGGCGUUCUCCACUACCGCGAGAACUACUACGUCUUCACCUCCAAACAGGCUGCUCUGGAGUUCGCCAAGGAUCCGGACAUUUUUAUCCUCCAGGUGGCAGAGUGUGCCAAGAAGUCCCCUGAGCUGAUCCAGUUACUGGAGCUCCACCAGCAGUUUGCCACUAUCACACCUUAUGCACAAGGAGACCAGGGCCGGAUGAUUGAGAAGCCGGUGACGAAGUGUGACAGCGGGACUCAGACGGACACACACUUCAUGGAGUCCAACAUCGUCAAGUCUUAUGAGUGGAACGAGUGGGAGCUGCGCAGGAAGGCCAUCAAACUGGCUAACCUGCGGAAGAAGGUGACCCACUCCCAGCAGACCAACCUCAGCAACAUGAGAAGAGACAACGUCACACAGGUCUACCUGCCAAAGGACCAAGGCUCCCAGACGAAGACGGAGGACGGCACCAACGUGCCCAAACCACAGGUGUACCUGGCUGGUCUGCGUGGGGGCGGGGUCAAACCCACUAACAUGGUCAAGGUCGACCUCACCAGGGACGUGGAUGAGGACAUGUGAAGGUCAAAUGGUUAAAAGUUACCAAGCUUCUCUUAUGACAUUGGGUUUAAGAAUCAGUUACAACUGUUGGGAGGAAUAUGUUGGCUGUAAGUCUCAUGACGUACAUAUGAUUUUUUAUAGUGUUUUUGUCUUUCAAAAGUAGACAACACUCAGUCUGUUAUUAUAUAGUACAGGUAUGUAUGUGUAUAUGUGGUGUGUACAUAUUGUGGGAUCAGUCAAAAAGAGUCGAAAGUAAUGUACAUGUAUUGUGCCUGUGGUUUUAAAAUUUGUAGAUAACAAAGUGUGUGACUUUGGGUGAAACAUAUUUUGGUAAAACAUUGUCUUAGUACACAUUGUGUAUAUUUUGUGACAAAGUUUGUAUUUUGGUAGGCAUGGCAAGCAAGUUCCACUUUGAUUUGUGAAGUCCAUCCAGUCAUUCCAGUGUAUACAUUUUCAAUACUAUGAAUCAAUUUGCUGUUUGGUCGUACCACACUGUAGCGUUCCUGAAACACUAACUUACAAAAAGUGUCCUAGAUUUAAAAAAAGUAGCAACAGGAGAAAAAAGUGUACUACAUGUAUAUAUAAACCAGAAAACUAUGAUCAGAGAUUAUAGAUUAUUAAUGCCAAGCAAUGUCUCUUGAGUUUUAAGUAGAUUUGCAAAUACAUGACUGUACACAUGUACAAUUAGCUGUCUAAGAGUCACAUCAACUAGCCUGGUUACCUAACCUACAUUGUAUCAUAGUUUCUGAGUCCUACAUCUUCUCUGCAAAUAGCCUGGUUACCAAACCUAUUAGCUCGUGAGUCUUACAUCCUCUCUGCAAAUGCCAAUCUCAAAUUACUGCUAGCUUCCAGCCAGAUUUGAUUCUGGGACCUUUAAGUUCAUCACUAAUUUCCUGUGUCUGAUCUCUUGGCCUGUCAUUCUGCCUGUCAGUCUUUCCCCACCUAUGUAUUUCAACCAACUCGGUACGGACAAAUAUACACACAAACCCACAUAUAACUGACUCCAAACAA